Molecule: messenger RNA, 3273 nt
Organism: Xenopus tropicalis (tropical clawed frog)
Lineage: Eukaryota; Metazoa; Chordata; Amphibia; Anura; Pipidae
Product: cadherin-like protein 26
Exons: 20
Coding region: 96-2810 (904 amino acids)
Biological process (GO): cell-cell adhesion; cell adhesion; homophilic cell-cell adhesion
Cellular component (GO): cytoplasm; plasma membrane; membrane
Molecular function (GO): calcium ion binding
Source: RefSeq, a predicted model, not a curated record
UUACUAUACACCCUGUGAGGUGUCAGUGCAGGUCAGCGGGGGAUGUGAGCACACAUGAAAAGAAUCUCGGUCCAAGUGCAAGUUUAAGCCUAACCAUGGAGGCAGCUACUAACCUGCAGAUACUCCUGGGGACUUUGAUCUUCAUCGCUGGAUCAUCCCUUCAGGAUCAGCCCCCUUCCCCUCUGGCCAAAAUCAGGAUUCGGCGCUCAGGAGUCAAGGAGUCUUAUCAUUAUUAUCAUAUGAAGAGAGGUACCUCUAGCCGCCAGCGACGAGCCUGGAUUAUUGAUGCAUUCGAGAUACAGGAGGAGCUGCCCGGUCCCUACCCAAAGCUAAUUGGCACCGUCAACAUGGAAGAUGGGGCCCAGCUCCGUUAUAAACUUCAGGGCAAAGGAAUCAAUGAAGAACCAAAGGGGCUUUUCCAUAUUAACGAGGAUAAUGGAAACAUUUACGUGCAUGAUAAAGUAGAUUUUGAAGUCACACCCGUAUUCCACUGGGAAUUCCACGCGAUCAACAAAACCUCCAAUAAAUUGGGUACAAAACUCGGAAUCCAACUCAAGGUCAUAGACAUUAAUGACAAUGCCCCGGAGUUCAGCUCAAGCUCCUAUGAAGUUCCCGUUAAUGAAAGCUGCAUGCAAGGGUUUACAGUCUUCACUCUACUCGCUUACGAUAAGGAUGACCAUUCCAGUCCCAACUCCUUGGUGCAUUACACCCUCUUGUCUCAGACGCCCGCCGACCCUGAUGUUGAAUUCACAGUACAUAAAGAAAAAGGCUUCAUAUCAUUCAAGGGCUGCCUUGAUUAUGCGAGAAAUAAGAAUUACAAGUUGCAAUUUGAAGCGAAGGACAAUGGCGCCGCAAUCCAGCAACGCAACCAGUGCGAAAUGAUAAUCAAUAUAAUAGACGGGAACAAUAACCCUCCUAUUUGGGCGAAUGGAGAGGGUCCAACGGAGAUUCCAGAGCGAGAGGGUAACAGAACAGUCAUACGAUUGGCUGUGACAGACAAAGACACCCCCUUUACUCCAGCAUGGAGGGCUGUAUACUCAAUAAUAGAAGGCAAUGAAGAUGGAAACUUCAAAAUAGAAACCGACCCCGUAACCAAUGAAGGGAUCCUCACAGUUAUAAAGCCCUUAGAUUAUGAGACGAGCUCACAGAACAACCUUUCGAUAACCGUGGCCAACCAGGAGCCCCUGUUUAGCUGUAAAGUUGUGGAGAGGACCCCAUUUGGACUGUGGGUCGUGGACGCUGCCAAGAAGAUCAAAGCAAAGACUCUGACACCCAUGAAAGGAGUGAAUGUGAAGGUGAAGGAUGUGAAUGAUCCUCCCCAGUUUGUCAGUGAAAAAGUCGGAUAUAAUGUAGUGGAACAUUCUUUGAAGCCUGGAAGCCCGGUUGGGAGAAUACAAGCCAAGGAUAUGGAUAUCAUUUCUCCAAAUAAGAUCAAAUAUGUUAUCUUAAAUGACCCCGCUCACUGGGUAGCUGUGAAUGAGGAUACGGGGGUCAUAACGUGCACCCAAGAUAUGGAUAGGGAAUCGGAGUUUGUAUCCAACAGCAAAUACAACGUGACCAUUCUGGCGGUGGAUGAUGGUGUCCCAUCAAUGACCAGCACCGUAACCUUCAUUAUUAACCUCAAGGAUAUUAAUGACAACACUCCAACAUUGGAAAGUCCUUACAUGUCUAUAUGCGAAAGUGAGGAGGAGGCGCUUAUGUCGACGCCUAUUAUUGACAGAGAUCUAGAUCCUUACUCUGGACCUUUCUAUAUCGAGGCACUGGACAAGGCAACAGAGAAGAAACAUUUGAAACUGAUGGAGAACAAUGAUAAUGUCCUCAAAGUUCUGAAACUCAAAGAUGCCCCGAGGGGAAAUCACACGCUCAGACUGGAAAUUUAUGACCGCCAAGGGGUGAUCUCCCAGCAGAACUUCACAGUCUUUGUGUGCGAGUGCCUAGAGGGUGGGGUUUGUUUGGAAAAAAUGAACGAUCCACCUACUAUGGGUGGAGGCGCCAUUGCCCUACUGCUUUUACCCCCAGUGUUGUUCCUAGGACUAAGCCUUCUGCUUUGCAAGAUUCAGAGAGUUAAAGUGAUGGUCCCGGUGGAGCAAGAACCUUUACAUUCUAUGAUUGCCUACAACGAGGAAAGUGGCACCAUGGACUGCCAGGCUUCACCCUCUGUACUGGACAAUUCACCCAAUCUUGUUGGUCAAGGAGUCAAGGAUGAGGGCGGAACAGCAGCGGCAGCAGCAGAAGAAGAGAUAGAUUCAGUGUUCCACAGAGCAAGCACCAGAAAGUACUCAGCCCCGGCUUUGAUGAUGGAACAAAAGAUGAUGCUUGCCCGUUCCAGCAACCAGCAGUACCAGUUUCAAAGGCAGCAGUCACUGAGACAGACGACCGUGACAUCCAUAAAGCGUGUAUCCGCCAGGCGCCACUCGAGUUUCCAUGGAGAACGAAGGGCAAGUAACCACAUGCUGAGGCAAAUGGCUGCGGCAGGACAGCGACGCUCUAGUGCAACCAAUUCCAGCUCUGCAAGGUCCUACCAUUCCAAAAUCUUGGAGAACGUAAUAAAGCAGAAACUGGAUUCCCAUGUGGACUAUGACCUAGCGACCCCCAAGCCUCGGGUCUACGCCCUGGAAGGAGACCUGUCCCCGGCACCUUCUCUUGAGGCCCUCAGCAUAGCAAGCAGCUGCAUUGACCCGGAGAGACUGGAAAACCUUGGUUCUAAGUUCAACGUACUGGAGAACAUGUGCGCGGAACAAAUGCUCAAGGGAUUCGUAGAAGAACCUCAACCAUCUCAGCAACAUUAUCAGUUUGACGCCAGUGUUUGAGUGUCAGAGACGCUCCCUUGCCGAGAACGUACCCUGCAGAGACGUUUUAUGACUUGAAUUCUCCAGGCGAGAGCGUGAUCAAAGCCUGCUCCUCUCAUUGGUCAGUUUAUUGUCCUGCAAGUUGAAUACGGUUAUGGACUUCCAUUAAUGAAAAGCAACGACUUACUUGUCGAAAUCCCUUUAAACGCAUCGUAAAGGAGAAGGAAAGGUAAAAAUCACUGGAGGGUUCCAAAUGUUAGGUACCCCCCCUGUGAUUGUAAUCGCUUACCUUUUACCCCGGGCUGGGGCUCCAGUUAGGAGAAAACGAUUGCUGGAUCACACACAGUUGGUUGAGCCGGGCCCCCCCGCAGAAAAAUCUUUUGAGGGGGGCCCAGCUCGACCAGUCCCUCCUCCUCUGCCCCCCCCCACUUCCGGCCCCGAUUGUGACACACCUCCCAGCCCGACUUCGCUGCUAUAUUUAAGG